Messenger RNA from Hansenula ciferrii, 1335 nucleotides. Its product is annotated as Tripartite motif-containing protein 5. The coding region runs from base 1 to 1335 and encodes 444 amino acids. The record is from RefSeq and is a predicted model, not a curated record. The transcript has a single exon. NCBI's taxonomy places the organism in Eukaryota, Fungi, Ascomycota, Saccharomycetes, Phaffomycetales, Wickerhamomycetaceae.
AUGAGUGAGGAUCAAGAGGCGUGCACCAUUUGUCUAGAUCAAUUAUUUCAGAUUGAUAAAUCUGAGUUCAUUACCAGAUUACAACCAUGUGGCCAUUAUUAUCAUACAGAAUGUAUAAAACUAUGGACAGAUAAAUCAAAUAGCUGUCCCACUUGUCGUCGUGAUUUUGAAUUCAUUGAGACUAUAGAUAAAGAUGCUCAAGUGUUAACAAGACACAAGACACAGAAGAAAGUUCUUGAACAUGUCGAAGAGUUUUUCUAUACUGACGAAGAUGUUUUGUUGCAAUUUGAAGAAGAAGAUCAUUUACAAAGAAGAAUCAACAAUAUGAUUGCAAGCUAUAAUACUUGUGUUUUGUGUGACUCAAGAAGAGGGAAUGUAUCACCAUGCAAUAGCUGUUCAUCAACAUUCCAUUUAUCAUGUCUCGGAGCAUCAAAUUUAACAAGCUGGUAUUGUCCAAUGUGUGAUGCUGAGCAGAUCAAUUUUGAAAGACCGAGUAUAUUCAGAAGAUCAAGAAAUAGUGCUGUUACAAAUCGUGUUUAUAAUUCAUUUAGAGAUUCUUUAGCAGUUUCCCCCGUGACUGUGGAAGUUCAGGAAACAGUCGAACCAAUGACUAUCGAGGAGCAGCAAUCAUGGGAAGUUUUUGAGAAUGCAAGAAAGGAAGAAAUUGAACAAGUUAAUGCAUCAAACUCUAACAAUACAUCUGAUGAACCAGUAACGUCGUCAGAAACUAGAAAAUUGAAAAGACCAUCAAGAAGAGGUAUAAGGCGUGGUGUUUCCAACAAUACAAACAAUCAAACUCUACAGAAUCAAGAUCAAAAUCACACAAUAAUACCAGAUACACAAGUAUCGUCAUUACCUAAUACCUCUACUUCAGUUGUUAAUACAAUUUUAAAUCAAAUGAAAGAGAACAGACAAAGAGAAACGCCACUUACAAAACAACAAAUAAGGUCAAAUAUAUCUUUGAACACAUCAGCAUCACAACAAUCACUAUCGUUAUCAGCGUCAUCAUCAGCAGGAUCCUCUCCACAACAAACUAUAUCAUCGUUGGCUACAAGCGUUGAGAAAGAACCUACAUCUCCAACUAACAAAUCAGUUUGGAAAAUGCCGCUUGUUGACAAUACACUAACGUUAGAACAAAAGAAUGUAUUACAAGGAAUAGUUCGAGAUAAGCUUAGACCAAUUUAUAGAGACGGUUCAAUUGAUGUUGAUCAAUAUACUGCUAUAAAUAAAAAAGUUAGUCAUAUAUUAUAUGAUUUAUGCUUACAUGGCAAUGAAGAUUAUGAUUAUGAACAGUUAGCAAAUGAACAUGUUAUACAAGAAAUAAUGGAUUUAUGA